GUUUAAGUAAGAAAACUGUAUUAAUUUAUGUAUGUAAUGUAUAUAAAUAGUGUAUGCAAUAUAUAUGAAAGCCAAUUUUUCUAGUUGAACGUAGCAGUGAAUGAUUUGUAAUAUAUAUAUGAAUUAUGUAUAAAAAUUGGAUUAACUGUGUAUUAAUUUUUUAUUAAAUUAGAUAAAUUGUGUAUGAAAGUGAAUUUUAGAUUGUAUGUAGCAGUUAAUUGUAUAGUAUGAAUUAUGUAUAAACAUUGUAUUAAUUUUGUAUUAAUUUAAAAUUUUGUUAUUGCAUAUAUAGGUAAAUUGUAUAUAAAUUGUGUAUGAAGUGUGUAUUAAUUUUGUAUAAACAUUGUAUUGAGAGUGUACUAAACAGUGUAUUAAUUGUGUAUUAAAUUACAAUAGUGUAUAAACAUUGUAUUAAGUGUGUAUUAAAUUUAAAUUUUGUUAUUGCAUAUAUAAGUGAAUUGUAUAUAAAUUGUGUAUGAAGUGUGUAUUAAUUUUGUAUGAAUAAACUUAUAAUUUUAUUAUGGGAUGCACUGAAUGUAAUUUUAAUGUUGUGAAACAGGGAAAUACGUCGACUUUGAGAUGGAGGGCAUCUUAUACGAUACUUUACUCUUUAUACUGGUUUAGUUAAUGCUAUAGUAACUCAGCUAAAUAUAGAAGAGAAUAUAAAUUCUGUUGAGAUAAAGUAUAUAGUUAGCGAAAUGUGUCCACCUAUAAAAAUUCAUAAUGAUGUUGGGGUAAAGAUUUUUCUAGAUCAGAUGAGGGUGAAUUUGGAUUUUUUUACAAAAUAUCCAUUAUGCAUCACUUUGAAAGAUUGUGAGCAGUAUAACGAAUGUCAUAGAGUUAUAGUUAAUGAUAGAAUAAAUUCUGAUGUUAGAUUAUCACAGACUAACAUAGAUCUGUACUCCAACAAUUCUAUCAGUUUGAUCGGAAUGGAUUUAGACGGAGUUGUCAAUGAUAAUAGUGAAGUAGAUAAUGAUAUAAUAUGUGAUCAUUCUAACCUAUUUGUAGCUGAUAAUCAGAUUUAUAAUAAUAAAGAAACUCUUAAGGAGGUUAUAAGGCAUGUUAGACUUGUUGAGAAGUUCAGCUUUCGGGUUGCGCGUUGUAAUGCAUCUAAUUAUCACCUGAAUUGUAUUUCUAAGACUUGUUCUUGGAUGAUAAGGGCAUCUAGUUUGAAUAAAUCGAAUUUAUUCAAAGUUAGGAAGUAUAUUGCUCAACACACAUGUUCUGUUAGGGAAAGAGUUUAUGCCAGACGUCAAGGGAUAACUGACGUUGUAGCUGUCUUGAUAAUAGAGAAGUAUAUUGAUCCAUCUAAGGUACAUACUCCAAAAGAUGUAGCUGAUGAUAUGUUGAAAUUGCAUGGCAUUUCGUUGACAUACAUACAGGCAUGGAGAGCUAAAGAAAAAGCAGUAAAGUUGGUGCGAGGAGAUCCAGCAGAAUCUUAAGCAAGAUUACCUGGUAAUUUCGAAAAUAAGGAUAAAUUUAAACAUUAGUCAUUGUGUUGUACUGUAACAGUUUGGUGUAUUCUUUAUGUAUAAAAUAUGUACAUUUUAUGUGUGAAUUGGACUGUUAUUUUCAAGUUAUUUUUACAUUUUGGAGCAAACAUAUCCAGGAUCUGUUUUGAAAAUAAAAAUGAAUGAAGGUGACACACUUUAUAUGCAUUUGUUGCGUUAGAAACUUGUAUUAGGAGUUGGGAUUAUUGUAGGCCAAUUAUAGUUGUUGAUGGUGCCGCAUUAAAAUGUUCAUAUGGUGGUACAAUGUUAACUGCAAGCACAUUGGAUCCGGGAGGUAAAUUAUUAGCCUAUUUAAUUUUCUAAUUAUAUAAUAUAAUGAAAAAACAUAUGAAUGAUAUUUCUGAUUUGUGUGAUAUUUUUUUUAAAUUAAUGAGCAGGUCAUAUACUUCCGUUGGCGUAUGCGAUAGUAGAUUCUGAAAUGAUGCUUAAUGGACAUGGUUCAUUGAGCAGUUUAGAGAAGCAUAUUGAGUUAGACAAAAUAUGUGUUUUAUGUCAGACAGAAAUGAAAACAUAUGGAAAGGGACAACAAAUGUAUAUCUUGAAUCAGAACAUUAUGCAUGCAUAUGGUUUUAUCAGUCAAUGUGUUGAAGAAUUUCAAUAGAAAUACUGAAGAUUUGAAAAUUUUGUUCUUUUCAUUGGCAAAAAGCUUAUACAAAACAAGAGUUUGAGACAAUUAUGGGAAGAAUAGAUCAGAUAGAUACGCGAAUACGACAAUACUUGUUUGA
Solanum lycopersicum (tomato) is the source of this 2236-nucleotide messenger RNA. The record is from RefSeq and is a predicted model, not a curated record. NCBI's taxonomy places the organism in Eukaryota, Viridiplantae, Streptophyta, Magnoliopsida, Solanales, Solanaceae.